This is a messenger RNA of Zingiber officinale, 1941 nucleotides long. Its product is annotated as protein SAR DEFICIENT 1-like. The transcript is spliced from 7 exons. Gene Ontology annotation, cellular component: nucleus. Gene Ontology annotation, molecular function: sequence-specific DNA binding; DNA-binding transcription factor activity; calmodulin binding. Gene Ontology annotation, biological process: regulation of salicylic acid biosynthetic process. NCBI's taxonomy places the organism in Eukaryota, Viridiplantae, Streptophyta, Magnoliopsida, Zingiberales, Zingiberaceae. The record is from RefSeq and is a predicted model, not a curated record. Bases 218 to 1600 code for a protein of 460 amino acids.
GGCGGACGACAAAGCCCCACACAUCGACCUCUGGUGGCCCUCACCUUCCAAGCUUUUUCCUCGCAGCUUCCCCAUCGCGCUAUUUAACCAUCCUCGUUCUCGUUAGGGGGCUGCUCGCUCAUUCUCCCUUAAAUGCUCCGUGCUAGCUCCAGAUUCUGAAUCACGUACGGCUAUACUCUGCUUCUCUUUUUCCUAGAACAGUCUGAAGACGGAGGGGAUGGCAGCAAAGAGGCUUCGCCAGGACGCCGACCAAGAUCCGGAAUCUUCCUCUGACGGCAAGCGAGUCCGUCGGCUCCCUUCGUUUUCCACAGUGAUCAGAGAGGCGAUGAUGGCUAAGUCUCUGCAGAACAUUUUCUUCGCUUUGGAGCCAUUGCUUCGCAAAGUGGUGCAAGAAGAGGUGGAGAAAGGAGUUAUCCAUGGCCUGCGCUUGUUCCAAAGGUAUAAGAAUGUGCUAAUCCUGUUUCUUCGUUUCUACGAUCACCAAGAUGCGAGCUUUUCCAACCUCGACAGUUUCCCUCUCAGGUCUAACUCGAUGCACCUCGAAGCGGCGCCGGAGGCAUCAAGCUUGAAGCUGGUAUUCAAGACCCAACUCUCGCUGCCCAUAUUUACAGGCAGCAAAAUAGAGUGCCUGGAGAACAACCCGCUGGAGCUCGCCAUCGUCGACUCCGACACCGGACAGCCUCUGGCCUCGCCGCUGCCGUGGCCGGUCAGAGUGGAAGUGGUGGUGUUGGACGGAGACUUCCCGGGCGGGGAUCAGUCGGAGUGGAGCAGCGCCGACUUCCAGAGGAAUAUCGUGAAGGAGAGGACGGGAAAGAGGCCACUGCUCACCGGGGAAGUUAAUGUCACCAUGAGAGACGUCUCGGCAGUCAUCUCCGAUCUUUCUUUCACCGACAACUCGAGCUGGAUUCGCAGCAGGCAGUUCAGGAUCGGCGCGAGAAUCGUCGCCGCCGCCGGGAGCCAAAACGAGCAGAGGAUUAAGGAAGCCAUGACGGUGCCCUUCGUGGUGAAGGAUCACAGAGGAGAAUUGUACAGGAAGCACUAUCCACCAGCUCUUGGCGACGAAGUGUGGCGACUGGAAAGGAUCGGAAAAGACGGAGCUUUCCACAGGAAACUCUCUGCUGCAAACAUCCACACCGUUCAAGAGUUCUUGAAGCUGUUGAUCGUCGAACCUCACUCACUCCGUGAUAUUCUGGGAGUUGGGAUGUCAGACAGGGUGUGGGAGGCCACAGUUGCCCAUGCCAAGACCUGCCCUGUGGGAGGAAAGCUUUAUCUGUACCAAGGAUCACAGUGCAGCCUUUUGUUGAACUGUAUAUGUGAACCUGUGGGGAUUGUCCAUGGCCAUACCACUCUAACAUUGCAGGAACUGAGCCAGGGUCAAAGGACCUACGUGCGUCAUCUGGCUAAAGAGGCAUAUCAAAACUGGGACAGAUUGGAAGAGGCCAAUGAUCAGUUUAACCAGAGGGUUCUUCCCCAAUAUGUCGAAAUGCAGCAGAGUGGAGUGGAAUCACUGGCCUGGUACUCAGUUGAUCAGGGGAUCGCAGUAGAUUACCCAUUUGAGGACUACGAAAUCGUUGACUCUGCACUCAGUGGCUUCGGCUGAAACAAAACAAAGAAAUCAAACAGGGGGCUCGGUUAAGAUCGAUGCUCCUGUUAAUGUACAUUAUUCAUGAUCAAGAUCAUGUAAUAUGUUAAAUUAGGUACCAAUUAGUCGCCCUGGUUGCUUAGUCUAUGAACUGCUAGAAGACUUAGCAAGGUGACAGGAGGCGCAUGCGUGUGUAUUCUUUUAUUUCUAACCUGUUUCUGCACUCUUAGUGUACUGUAAAAAGGUUCAGGUAGAUUGAUGUGCUUUGUAAAGACUUGGGCACAUGGUCUGUCUCCAUCUACACCCUCAUUUGUGUAUCCGUGUUGAUUAUCUCGAUAAUGUUCUCUUUCUGUUUGAUU